UGCUUGUUCCAAGUGAAACUCCUCACUACACUCCAUGAAAGCCAUCCACCUCAAUAAUUCACUAGUUUUGUUUAAAAACCAAAUUAGUUCUUGCCUCUUUUCUUCACACAAACCAAAAUAUCUCAACUUUGAUGCAAAAAGAUGGAUAUUGAAGAUGAGGGAUGGGUGAACAUACCUUAUGAUGGGCUGCUUGAAGUCCAUGAUGAUGAUGGGGGGAAGAAAUUUUUUUCAAGAAAGUUUGUGAGGAGUCCCAAGAAUCUUUUCAAAAUGAAUUACUUUGAUUCCUCACAAAAUUCCCAAGAAUUUGUCGACUCCUCGUCCGAAGAUGAUUUAAGAUCGCCUAAGAAGUUGAUCGCUUUUCCAAUUCAUAUGGAUGAUCAUCAAGUUAUUGAUCACCAUGAAGAGGUCAAAGAGAUUACCAAACUCCCAAUUUUGGUCGAUGGGGUGCUUGAAGGUGCUCCUGAACCGGAUCAAGAUCCGAUCUUUCAAGUUUUCUUCAAAAAAGAAAAUGAAUUUGUCGAAAUGAAAAUGGAUUCUCCGAGAUCAGGUUCUCGAAGGAUAACUUCGCCUUAUAUUGAAACAGACCUGUUUCAAUUUGAGGACAAAGGUGAUGAACAUAUGUUCAAUGGUUCAUCACCAUCAAAAGUUGUGAUUGAUAAGAUUGAGAAGGUGAAGGAAGAAGGCAAUGAAGGAUUGAAUAUUUGGAAAAGGGGUUUGAAUGGGAUUGGUGCCUUUUGUUCUCUUGGUAUGGCUGCGGUCACAAUUUGUAUCAUCCUUUUUGGUAAUGGUCAAAGGCACAGACAAAAUCAAAAGAUUAGGAUCCAAUUGUACUCGGAUGACAAGAGGAUAAAGCAAGUGGUUCAUCAUGCAAAUGAAGCAAUGUCAGCGGUUAGAGGUGUCCCUUUGACCACAGCCCAUAUCACAUAUGGGGGAUACUAUGAAGGUUUCUAGGGUAAAAUUUAACAUCUAGUUAAUUAAAGAUGUUUAUUAGAAAAAUACCUUUUUGAAAUAUUGUAUUUGAGUAUAGUAGAACGUUGGAUUUUUACUAUAUAAACCAUCUACAAUAUUCAAAAAGUAUAUAACUUUAUUAUAAUUAAGCAUUUAGCUUUGGUAUAUCAUGAGAUGUAACAUUUGAUAUUUAUAUUUGUGUAUAGAUAGAACAUGCCUAAAGCAUAUUGGUAUAUCAUGAGAUGUAACAUUUGAUAUUUAUAUUUGUGUAUAGAUAGAACAUGCCUAAAGCAUAUUGUGUAUAUAUAGAUGUCAAAGUCUGAAUUUUCACUCGUGUAAAAGAUUUCGUAUAGCAACAUGUUAGAAUCUG
This is a messenger RNA of Helianthus annuus (common sunflower), 1318 nucleotides long. RefSeq lists its product as uncharacterized. Lineage: Eukaryota; Viridiplantae; Streptophyta; Magnoliopsida; Asterales; Asteraceae. The record is from RefSeq and is a predicted model, not a curated record. Bases 142 to 951 code for a protein of 269 amino acids. The transcript has 2 exons.